This is a messenger RNA of Linnemannia hyalina, 1365 nucleotides long. The record is from the annotation of a GenBank genome assembly. Lineage: Eukaryota; Fungi; Mortierellomycota; Mortierellomycetes; Mortierellales; Mortierellaceae.
AUGGCAACCAGGACACUUGUCGUCGACAAUGGCGCAGCAACUAUAAAGUUCGGAUUCGCAGACGAGGACACGCCCUAUAGGACAUUCGCCAACAACAUCUCUCGGUCCAAGGCAGAGCGAAAGACUUUUGUAGGCGAUCAGCUCGAAACCUGUAAGGACUUUUCAGGACUGUACUACAGACUCCCUUUCGAGAAGGGCCUACUGACGAGUUGGGAUGUCGAGAAACAGGUCUGGGACAGACUGUUCAACGGGAAGAUUGUACCCUGUGAGCCUUCAGCGACAACCCUGCUGAUCUCAGAGCCGAUUCUGAACCUCCCCAACAUUGCCACCACCUACGACCAACUUGUCUUCGAGGAGUACGGCUUUCACUCGUAUACCCGCAUGUCCGCUCCUCAGAUGGCCAUGUACAACGAAAUCCCACGACUCUACGGACAAAAGAUGACCAGCGGGAAGAAAAGGGUCGAUUGUGCUGUUGUGGUGGACUCUGGAUACUCUUUCACCCAUAUCAUCCCGUUUUGGAAGGGUAAGCCGAUCUUGGUUGGAAUUCGAAGGAUCAACGUCGGGGGCAAGCUGCUGACGAACCAUUUGAAGGAAAUCAUCUCCUUUCGAUACUGGAAUAUGAUGGACGAGACGUACCUGGUGAAUGAGGUCAAGGAAGCCUGUUGCUAUGUCUCCAACAAGUUCUGGGAUGAAUUGGAUAUUUGCAAGAAAUCUCCACGAGCAAACAAGAUUCUCCAACAUUAUGUCCUGCCCGAUUACUCCUCUCAACAAAGGGGCUACGUCAAGGGUGGAUCGAAAUCGAAACAAAGAGAGAAAAAAAGAAAAGGGCCAGGCAAGAUGGAUUUGGAUCAUGCUGAGGAUGAGACCAACGAGGCUGACAGCGAAAAAGAAGAUUCAGAUCAGGGUGACAGCGACAGUGACGAGGAUAUGUCCGAGCCAAACGAGGAUGAGCAGGUGUUGACGAUGAACAACGAACGGUUCACUGUACCAGAGAUUCUUUUUAACCCCUCAGAUAUCGGCAUGGAUCAGGCAGGCAUCCCGGAGGCUAUCGUCGACGCCAUCUCUUCAUGCGACGAAGAAAUCCAAGGGAUGCUCUAUGCCAACAUCGUGCUCAUCGGCGGCAAUGCUAGACUUCCAGGAUUCAGGAAGAGAGUGGCUAACGACCUGCGGGAAAUUGCGCCGUCAGAGUACGACGUUCGGGUCGGCAUCGACAAAGACCCCUUCGGCUAUGCAUGGAAGGGGGGGAAACGCUUGGCCACGAUGGACGAGUUUGCAAGCGAGUUUAAGAACAGGUUGGUGACGAGAGCCGAGUACUUGGAAACCGGUAGUGCCCUAUGCGAGUCAAGGUUCCGCUCCGCUGUUUAG